Molecule: messenger RNA, 895 nt
Organism: Amblyraja radiata (thorny skate)
Lineage: Eukaryota; Metazoa; Chordata; Chondrichthyes; Rajiformes; Rajidae
Product: cyclin-dependent kinase 4 inhibitor C-like
Exons: 2
Coding region: 319-717 (132 amino acids)
Biological process (GO): negative regulation of cell population proliferation; regulation of cyclin-dependent protein serine/threonine kinase activity; regulation of G1/S transition of mitotic cell cycle
Cellular component (GO): cytoplasm; nucleus
Molecular function (GO): protein kinase binding; cyclin-dependent protein serine/threonine kinase inhibitor activity
Source: RefSeq, a predicted model, not a curated record
CGCAGGCGCGUAGACAAAUGCGAGCACAUUCGGAGCUGGCGGCGUGUGUCAGUCAGCCCCCUCGACCCGGGCCCAUCCUUCACCCUGCACCCCUCUGCACUCUGCACCGGGGGGAGCGAGGGAAGCAGCGAGUUGCAUAAACAACCUGAAUCACUCGCUUCAACAGCAUCGUCCCAACUCCCCAGAACUGUUCAAAUACUAUGACCAGGGAGUGCUGUCCAUCACUGCAGAACAGGUUGGAGGUCGGAAGCGAAUCAAAUAUUGAAUUCAUUUUUACUGUUAUAUUCUAAACAGUGUAGAAGAAAUUAGCUGGGCGCGAUGGUUGAUAUCGACUCGUUUACAACAGCAGCAGCCAACGGGGACAUCAGCAGGGUGGAGCAAAUGUUGGAAAAUGGAAUAGACCCCAAUGGUGUCAAUAGAUAUGGCCGUACUGCUCUGCAGGUGAUGAAAAUGGGCUGUCCAGAUAUAUGCCGAGUUCUACUGAACUGGGGAGCAGAUCCAGACCGUCAGGAUGGGUACAGCAUCGCACUCAUCCACGACCUAGCCCGGGAAGGGCACCUGGAUACUCUGAAUGUCCUGGUAGAAGUUGGAAAUGCAAAUAUUAAUCUCCGAGAUGGUAACGAUAAAAGAGCCAUAUGCUUGGCGAGGGAAAAUAACCACCCCAAUGUAGUGGACUAUCUGAUUCGGCGAAACGAAGCGACUAAAGUGGGUGUCUAAAAGCUUAUAAUUUGUAUCGUCUUAAUUCGGAUUUUUAAUUGAAAUGUUCUAAUCAUGUAAAGCGUUUUAAAAACGUAAAAGUGUCAAAUAUUAAAAUUGUAAAAAAAACUAUAGUAAAUGCAAAUGUAUUUUCAACAUUAGUUUCUAAAACUAUUGUAUAAAAUAAUUAAAAUACAAA